AACAGAAACUUCAAACUUCAAGCAACCGCCGAGGAUUAGCACGUCUUUUCGUGUUGUGUUGAUUAAAUAAACAAUUAAAUACUCGAAGAGUAUAAAGUUUCAGAACAAAAAAUAAAAACUAAAUUACCAAUAAAAUGGGUGUCGAUAUCUUGGGUUUCGCGUACGCCGCUACCGUCGCUGCCGGUGGAAUUAUGGGUUACGCUAAAGCAGGAUCCAUACCGUCCUUGGGAGCUGGUCUCAUCUUCGGUUCAAUUUUAGGUGUUGGAGCAUACCAGCUCAGUCAGGAUGCUUCAAACUACACUCUCAUGUUGGGCACCACAUCUGCUCUCGGCGGUCUUAUGGGUUACAGAUACUACAACAGCAGGAAGUUCAUGCCAGCAGGUCUAGUUUUCUGUCUGUCCGUCGGUAUGCUGGCUAAAAUAGUCUUCAAACAUGUUGGUGCACAAACCCCGCUCGCUACGAAAGGAUAAUCACGAUAAUAAACCUUUUUAUUUCCAAACUCUUUGGGCAACAUUCAAUGAAAUUUGAAAAUAGAAGAGAAACUGGCCUGAAAUGAAAUAAAAAGGUUUUAUUUUUUAAGUGAACCAGUGAUUACAUUUAUUUGAAAUGGUUUGGACUGUUAUUUGAAUACAUGUUUUUUUUCAAUGUUAAAA
Messenger RNA from Helicoverpa armigera (cotton bollworm), 653 nucleotides. Its product is annotated as transmembrane protein 14C. NCBI's taxonomy places the organism in Eukaryota, Metazoa, Arthropoda, Insecta, Lepidoptera, Noctuidae. Gene Ontology annotation, biological process: regulation of heme biosynthetic process. The coding region runs from base 135 to 470 and encodes 111 amino acids. The transcript is spliced from 4 exons. Gene Ontology annotation, cellular component: mitochondrial membrane. The record is from RefSeq and is a predicted model, not a curated record.